CUACUCAACAAGUCGGGAGCACGAAAUUCAAUUCAUCGAAUCUGUGUUCAAUCGUGACCAUUCAAGGAAAUCUUCCAAUUCCACACACCCAACACACAUCCAGCACACCUCGACGCGGUAUCUACCCAUCGUCCAUCAGCCAUGCGUCGCUGAAUCAUGCUUAAAGAUAACGACAAAACAUAUCGGACUCAACAGGCAAAGCGAUUGACCCGAGAAUACAUGCAUCUGAUCAGCAAAACACUUCCGGACAUCGAUUGUGGUUGACAUCCACCACUCAUCUCGAAUUUCCACCGCACCAAUCCUCUAGGCUCUGUGUAGGCCGCCACUGGGAGCAACGGAAGUUGAGCAUCUUGUACCAAAAGUUUCCCAAAUUCAGUACCCGAGAGCCGUGAUCUUGAAUCAUGGAUAGCUCAAGGAACUACGGCAGUAUGGCCGAGAAAGGUGAAUUAUACAUUGCACCUCAACCUCGUACAGCAGCACCUACAGCUCCGCUUCCCCACCUGGCAGAUUGGAUGUGCUUUCUCCCGGACAACAUCCCAAUAUCGGGUAUGUCCAUUCCUGGAACUCAUGACAGUGCCGCUUUCAUGAGUACCUGGCCCUUCGUAUCGACACAAACCCUUACUAAUGCUCAACAACUUGACGCUGGCAUCCGUUACUUCGACCUCCGCUGCGGCAUCAUUAAGGAUGAAGUCCAGAUGGUUCACGGCAGAGCAGUUCUUGGCCUCAAGUUCUCUGACCUGCUCACCUCAAUGUACGCUUUUCUUGCUAAGCACCCCAAAGAAGCCAUCAUCAUACAAUUGAAACAAGAUCGCAAAGACGAAUCUUCAACGAAGCCCUUCUCAGAGCUCGUCUUGAAUCUUCUGCACGCAAACAUGAAGUACUGGCGUCUGGAGACCACCACACCAACUCUGGGCGAACUGCGAGGUCGGAUUCAACUACUUCGCCGCUUCCAGACCUUUCAACAUCAGCAGUACACAUCCGGUAUCGACGUUAGCAGAUGGCAAGACAAUCCACCUUUACCCUUCACGAUCCGCACACGUGUGGGUGUGCAUCUUACUAUCCAAGACCACUACUCUUUCAGUACACCGGAAAAUUUACCCAGCCUGGUGGCGAAGAAAGGAGGUGAUGUGGCUUCAAUGCUCAUGCGCGCUUCCCGAGACACAGAGCCCUGGCAUUGGUACAUCAACUUUUCGUCGGCUUUCGAGUUCAACAUCUAUCAUCAGAUUCCACCCAAGGAUAUCGCUAUCGGUGGAUAUUCAGUAUUUAGAUGGGUAGAGGGAAUUAAUCUUCGCCUUUGCAAUUUCCUGAAGCAGAGGCUGGGAGAUGCAGACGAGCCGCAGCGCUUCGGUGUUGUCGUCAUGGACUUUGUAGAGGGACCGAGAGUGGAUCUCGUCAAGACCGUUAUUGAGGCUAACUUCGUUGUGCCGGGCAAGAGGAGAGGAGGCAUGGCUGGCAGGAGCGGAGAGACGCUGGUGCUGGGACUCGUGAUGUGUCUAGUCCUUCUAGGUUGGGCGUUAUUCGAGUGGAGCAGACUCGAUGCAGUGGAUAGUCGCUGGUGUCCGAUGUUCAUGCAUGCUUGCUCUGUACAGCCGCUAUACAAGGCUGUCGCCUAAGUAUUAGCUAGGAAAGUCAGAUCUGUAUAUACUGUUACCAAUGACAACCUAGACGAAG
This is a messenger RNA of Aureobasidium pullulans EXF-150, 1671 nucleotides long. RefSeq names its product PLC-like phosphodiesterase. The transcript has a single exon. The record is from RefSeq and is a predicted model, not a curated record. Gene Ontology annotation, molecular function: phosphoric diester hydrolase activity. Gene Ontology annotation, biological process: lipid metabolic process. Bases 402 to 1613 code for a protein of 403 amino acids. Lineage: Eukaryota; Fungi; Ascomycota; Dothideomycetes; Dothideales; Saccotheciaceae.